Molecule: messenger RNA, 2168 nt
Organism: Nomia melanderi (Alkali bee)
Lineage: Eukaryota; Metazoa; Arthropoda; Insecta; Hymenoptera; Halictidae
Biological process (GO): septate junction assembly
Cellular component (GO): plasma membrane
Source: RefSeq, a predicted model, not a curated record
UCGGAGCCGGGCGUCUCUCCUUUACGAUACGCGAUCAGUCUUCAGCAUUAGUCGUCGCUGAACCUUCGUCUUGUGAACGUCUACGCGCAACCCAACAAAACUACCGAGCCCGACACAUAAACCAAAAUGGCCACCAUCACGAGACUCGCCAUCAUUAAAUUUUUGGAACUGCUAAUCGUGUGCAUCCUUAUAGGAUUGCAUUACCAUUCUUUUAAUGCUGGAAGUAUACACACCGCCAUGAUCACGAUGGGUACCUUCGGCGGAUAUUUAAUUAUUCUCGUGGGAUUAUUCGCUGGCAGUGUAAUGGGAACGCCAGUUAAUCGUCGCGUGGAUCUUUUCUUCGCUCUCGUUGGUUGCGCUCUGUUCAUCGUUGCUGGUGCUUUGAACAUCGAUUUCUUUUCAAACAUAACUUGGAAGAACUCUUUCCGUGACACGGGACUCGCCAAAGGAUCUAUCAGCAUAAUCGAAGGAGCGUUACUACUCGUGGACGCGUUUCUAACGUUUCGAGGGGAGAAUUGAAAAUAAAUUACCUUUAAUGUAACAUCAGGGACCGCACAGCUACCAACCAUUUUGUACAGUACAAUCACAUUCCGUGAUAAGGAACUGUCGAAAUUUUCAUUGACGAAAUACUGCCAAAGAACAAAUGAAUUACUUUAUUAAACAUUUCCCGGGAAGUAUCAUCUCGAACAAAAUGAUGUUCCUUCUCGUGAAUGUUUAUCAAUUCAUACCUGAAAUAAUUAUGAACAUACAAACUACAAAAUAAGAAACAAAUACGAGGUACAAAUAAAAGGAACUUUGUAAUAAAAUCGUCAGACCAAACAAUCUUUCAGGGGGAAAAGCCUUUCAAUUAUUUAUGUACUAAAAUGAAUAAUAUUUGCAAAAUAUGAUUAUUUUCGAAAGAAUGCUUCUUGUAUUAAAAUUAUAAUAUUUUUAUACAAUAAGAAGUAUCUACGUGUUAUAUGAUUAAUAGAGGUUGUGAGUAGUAAGUCAUGAAAGUAUACGCACAUUAAAAUCUGUACAGUGCCAUACAGUUAAAAAUGCAGUGCAUCUUGUUGAAAAAUAAAUCGGAAAUGUUAAUCAAACCUGGCCAUUCAUACCUUUCUGCAAUCAUUCAUCCUCAGAUAAAUACUAUACUAACAUUGUUAAUUGAUUACACAAAAAUAUGUUUCACCCUGUGAAUUUUUAUAUUACAUUUUCGAUUUAUAUCUGAAUAGCAAGACAUUAAGAUUCUCACAUGUAAAACAUAUUAUGGGAUAGUUAUUACUUUUAUAAACGGAGUAAACAACUUACAAUAAGACAAAGGUAUCGAAACUUGAGUAGCGUUCAAUAAAAAUUUGAGUUUUAUCUUCAAUCAAAUUAUUCGUUGGAAUAAUAAAUGUUUAUAUAAUUUAUUUUUUACAAUUUAUUCUAUAAAGAUAAGAUUCUUUCGAAUACUUUCGUGCUUAUUGUUCAUAAACUAUAUGUAAUCCCAAGCAAUCAUUUAUCAAAAAUUUAGAUUAGUGAGUGGCAUAAUGUGUGACAUUCAAAAAUAUAAUGCAUAAUAAUGAUUUCGAAUUGUUAACAUUAAUCGACGAUACCAAAAUACGAUACCGAUACGUUUUUCUAGAAUAAGCUGCAGUCCCUCUCUAAUUUUACGGCCAGUGAAAGUUGUAAUCAUUAUUGCUACGCAUAAAUUAAUUUACAGUCGCGUUCUGUACACAAUACGAGAGGUGAGCGUCAGUUACUGCGCGGAAGUAAUACGUAUUGUCCUUCUUUUUACUGAAUAACACUUAGAAAGUUAACUCUAUAUUUUUUAUACGCAGAAACGUUACUUUUUUACAACGAUAUUUUGUGCUUUCGUUCUGAUUUAUUUGUUAAUUUAUAUAUUUUAUACAAAAGUUCUCUAUUUUAAUCGCUAUAUUUGCAAUAUACAUUGUAACAGAACGUUACGAAUGUUAAUAUAUAAUAUAUGUACCUGUGUGCAAUUAUUUAAAAUAAAUUCUUUAACUUUGUAAAUAAUUUAUACUUUCUUUCGAAUCAAACUCAAACUGUUUAACGAAAUACCAAGUUUUAUAAAAUUUAUUGUCUAUUUAAAAUUGAAGCUUUUUGUCGUUUGAUAAUAUGUAAAUGCGAGAAAGAUUAUAAAUAUACAUAAUUUCUGUAAACAAGAAUAAAGAAAUACAACUGUG